GCUUCAAACAAAACCCAUCUCCAGGGUGACUGAGAGGAGCUGAGCUUUCUGAGGCUGGAACCACCCACCAUGUCUGUGUCUCCCACACCUGAGCAGCAGGACUCUGUUCUUAACAUCACAGUGCAGAUGAGUACAAAAUCGAAUUUAGAGCCUGUGGCUGAGGCACAUCAAGCAUUUGCCCUAUUCUACGUGAUGGAGAUCCUCUCUCUGGUCAUUGCCCUGGUUGGGCUGGUGGGGAACAGCAUCGUCCUGUGGCUCUUGGGCUUCCGCACCCAGAGGAGCCCCUUCUCUGUCUACGUCCUCAACCUGGCCGGGUCCGACGCCCUCUUCCUUGGUAGCUGCUUUGUAUUGUGCAUGUGGGAUAUUGUUGGAGAUUUAAAGGCUCCUGUCCAGAUGCUAUGGAUCUACAUCCUACAAUUGUCCCACAGUGUGGGCCUGAGCCUGCUGACUGCAAUCAGCACUGAGCACUGUCUCUCUGUGCUCUUCCCCAUCUGGUACCAAUGUCACUGGCCCAGGCACAUGUGUGUGACUGUGUGCACUGUUCUAUGGGUUCUGCCAGGCCUGUUCUGGGGAGCAGUUGUGGCUCUUUGUUUCCUUCAUAAUCUCAACGUUUUCUACCCUGAUCUGCACUGUGUCCUGUUCGGGUGGUUCGUCCUCCUCACCUGUGUGUUGUGUGUGUCCAGCCUGACCCUGGUUCUGUGGGUCCAGUGCAGCUCCCAGUACCAGAGGCCACCCCAGCUCUACCUCCUGAUCCUGCUCACAGUCCUCGUGUUCCUGCUCUUUGGCCUGCCCUUUGGGAUUAUUCAUGCAAUUAGGAUGUUCAGUGGCUCACCUAUAAUGCCUUAUGGGCUCCCAAUGCUCCUGACCUGUGUGAACAGAAGCACAAAUCCUUUCAUUUACUUUUUCCUGGGCAGCAAAUGGUGCAGAAGUGGGAGGGAACCUCUCAGGGUGGUCCUCCAGAGGGCUCUGGGAGAGGAGCAGGAAGAGGGGUUUGGGGCAAGGUACACUUCCCACCCCAACACUCUGGAUAAAUUAUCCUGA
Gracilinanus agilis (Agile Gracile Mouse Opossum) is the source of this 1041-nucleotide messenger RNA. Its product is annotated as mas-related G-protein coupled receptor member X4-like. Lineage: Eukaryota; Metazoa; Chordata; Mammalia; Didelphimorphia; Didelphidae. The record is from RefSeq and is a predicted model, not a curated record. Gene Ontology annotation, biological process: G protein-coupled receptor signaling pathway. Gene Ontology annotation, molecular function: G protein-coupled receptor activity. Bases 70 to 1041 code for a protein of 323 amino acids. The transcript is spliced from 2 exons. Gene Ontology annotation, cellular component: membrane.